GUCGCGCAGGACUUUGAGCGCGCAGUUGUGCACGAGGUCCCAGGCCGGUGCUUCCACGCGCGUGUGCAAGCCGAGAUGUCGCACCCGUCACCACAAGCAAAGCCCUCCAACCCUAGUAAUCCCCGAGUUUUCUUCGAUGUGGACAUCGGCGGGGAGCGAGUUGGUCGAAUUGUUUUAGAAUUGUUUGCAGAUAUUGUACCCAAAACUGCAGAAAAUUUUCGGGCAUUAUGUACAGGAGAAAAGGGCAUUGGAUCCACGACGGGCAAGCCUCUUCAUUUCAAAGGAUGUCCUUUCCAUCGAAUUAUUAAGAAGUUUAUGAUUCAGGGUGGAGAUUUCUCAAAUCAGAAUGGAACAGGUGGAGAAAGUAUUUAUGGUGAAAAAUUUGAAGAUGAAAACUUUCAUUAUAAGCACGAUCGCGAGGGCUUGUUGAGCAUGGCAAACGCAGGCCGCAACACUAACGGCUCUCAGUUCUUCAUCACGACGGUUCCAACCCCUCAUCUGGAUGGGAAGCAUGUGGUGUUCGGGCAAGUAAUCAAAGGAAUAGGUGUGGCAAGGAUUCUGGAAAACGUCGAAGUCAGUGGUGAAAAGCCUGCCAAAUUGUGCGUCAUUGCGGACUGUGGAGAGCUGAAAGCAGGUGAUGACUGGGGAAUAUUCCCCAAGGAUGGCUCUGGUGACAGCUAUCCAGAUUUCCCUGAAGACGCGGAUGUGGAUCUGAAGGACGUAGAUAAAAUUGUAUUAAUAACUGAAGACUUAAAAAACAUUGGAAAUACUUUUUUCAAGUCUCAGAACUGGGAAAUGGCCAUUAACAAAUACACAAAGGUUUUAAGGUAUGUGGACAGUGCCAGGGCCGUUCUGCAGGAGGCCGACGGGCCCCGGCUGCAGCCCGUGGCCUUGAGCUGUGUGCUCAACAUCGGCGCGUGCAAGCUCAAGAUGUCGGACUGGCAGGGAGCCGUGGCCAGGUGUGUGGAGGCUCUUGAAAUAGACCCGUCAAAUACCAAAGCACUGUAUUGUCGCGCUCAAGGAUGGCAAGGAUUGAAAGAAUAUGAUCAAGCAUUGGCUGACCUUAAGAAAGCUCCAGAGAUAGCACCAGAAGAUAAAGCUAUCCAGGCAGAACUGCUGAAAGUCAAGCAGAAGAUCAAGGCACAGAAAGAUAAAGAGAAGGCAGUGUACGCAAAGAUGUUCGCCUAACGAGGAUUCGCUUUUGCCUGGUAUUAUGCACAGGUUGUUUGAGGCAGUAAAAAAAAGGGGAGUUAAGUCUCUAGCUUUCAGUUCCUCAUUGUUUACAGUUUAGAAAUACCGAGUUUCCCUCUUAAUAAAGUGUUACCAAAUGCCAAAA
Messenger RNA from Octodon degus (degu), 1336 nucleotides. RefSeq names its product peptidyl-prolyl cis-trans isomerase D. The transcript has a single exon. Bases 76 to 1188 code for a protein of 370 amino acids. Lineage: Eukaryota; Metazoa; Chordata; Mammalia; Rodentia; Octodontidae. The record is from RefSeq and is a predicted model, not a curated record. Gene Ontology annotation, molecular function: peptidyl-prolyl cis-trans isomerase activity; protein binding. Gene Ontology annotation, biological process: protein folding; protein peptidyl-prolyl isomerization.